Gallus gallus (chicken) is the source of this 4124-nucleotide messenger RNA. RefSeq lists its product as uncharacterized. The transcript has 2 exons. NCBI's taxonomy places the organism in Eukaryota, Metazoa, Chordata, Aves, Galliformes, Phasianidae. The record is from RefSeq and is a predicted model, not a curated record. The coding region runs from base 320 to 1540 and encodes 406 amino acids.
GUGAGUUUAUGGGACACCAGAAGUCCCAAACUGAAGGAGGAGGAAUUUGGGGUCACCAUUCAGGAGAGGAAAACACCUCUGGCUCAGGCUGAGCCAAUUCUGGACUCCCUUUGUGUGCACAAGGUGUGUGUGUGCUUCCCCUCAGCCUCCUCAUUUCCCACCCCAGAGAGCUUCCAUGCCACCGCCCCAUAUCCAGGGGGCAGAGAUGGAGCAGCGGUGGGAGCUCACGUCCCUUCCACAGCGCAAAGUUCAUUUGGGAGGCGAGGCGUAGAGCCUGCAUUACUGGCCGGGGGGAUCCCACUGCAAGAAGCACGUCCAAAUGACUCCACCCUGGCACCUCCCGCUGCCUGCUGGAGCCCAGCGGCACAGGGCAGCCCAGAGGUGCCCAACACACAAUGUUCUCCCCACGCUUCCUUGUUCUACCUUCCACUCUCUCAGGAGCUCAGUUAAACACGCCGAGGUAACCAGCCCAGCUGAGAGCUGGGCACAGAACAAACCCCUCCAGCACCAGCUGCUAGAGGAGGGUCCUGGGGUUAUUUCCAGCCAAACAGCAGUGAGCGCACGGGUGGAACCCAGCACACAGAGUAGCCAUCCCCCUGGGCUCAGCCUGGGCUGUAGAUGGGAACACACCGCACAGCUCACCGCUGCCUCAUGCCCCGGCAAUUGUGCGUGGAGAGGAUGGGUCAGAGCGCUGCUGGGAUGCACUGCAUCAGCCGAGCACCACCAGCCCGUAGAAUUACAACUGCACAUCGGCUCAAGCACAGCACACACUUCGGGGGGGGACAAAAAACCCCGCCGUCUCAGGUAUUUACCAAACUUCCCCUUGGUGAUCAUAACAAGAGAACCCUCAAAGCACAGACACUGUCUCUGGCCUAGCUCUGUGGGUUCUUCGGAUGCUGUCCCACUGUAUUUUCUAUUUCUAAAUUUGGGGCUGGUGAGAAGACGCAAGGGGUUUACCAAAAAAGCCUCUGAUGUUCAGAAAGAGCACAUCUCAGCCCCACAGGCACUUACAGGAGCAAUUAGGCCUAGGCAAGUGAACACUCCUUCUAACAUCAUCACAGUUGUCCACACAUUUAAAAAUGAAACACACGCCUGCAGGACUUCCUUUAUCAUAGAAUCACUACGGUUGGAAAAGACCACUGAGAUCAUCCAGUCCGAUCCCAGCCCACCCCCACCACAUCCACUGACCACAUCCCCCAGUGCCACAUCCCCACAGUUCUUGAACACCUCCCAGGAUGGUGACUCCACCACGUCCCUGGGCAGCCUAUGCCAGUGUCUCAUCACUCUUUCUGAGAAGAAAUUUUCCCUAAUAUCCAACCUGGUGCAACUUAAAACACCCCCCAAACCUGCCCGUGAUCUGAGCCAGCCAAGGAGGCAAGGUGGAAGCAUGACCACACUAGAGAUGCAUGCCUUCAGUGAGCAGUGCAAGGAAACUCAGCUGAAUGAGUUCAGGCUGAAGUGCAGCAGACACAGAAAGAAAAACAAAGAAUUCAUUCAUCUCUUAAUUUUUUUUCCCUCCUUUUGGCACAAACCAUGCUAGGAGAAUUGACAUAAAUCCCUGCAGCAGAACUGCACCCAGUACAGGAGCAGAGGUGCCCAGAGCACCCAGGAACACACUGCAGGCCACCAGAGAGCUUCCCUGAGCUCUCACCAGCAGCUGAGGAAAGGAAGAAGGUUAGAGAUCUGGAGGGAGCAUGUGGGGCUGGGCUGUUGUGGCAGGAGGAGGGGAGUCCCAGUGAGAUAGGGCUGCACCAGUUCCCGUUAAUUACACAAUCGCUCUGCUAUGUAGGACCGAUUGCAAAAUCGUUUGGAGGCUAACACAUGAUCUAGGGAGGGGAAAAGAAAAACGAGAAGAAAAGGCUUUACUGCUAACAAAGAAAUACAUCCCAAGAAGUUUCCCCCAAAUGUUCCAUAGGUUCCACAGAUGUUCACUUUCACCACUCGCUCCCACUUAGUGCAGCUCAGCUCAUUCCAUCAACACUCACUUUUGAGUAGCAGAACUCAGAGGUCAAAACAGUCAGAUGUAAUCCCAAGGAAAUGGAGCAUCUAGCAGCCAAGAGCAGCACAUUGUCCCCUUCUUGCAUGAGCAGCUACCUGCAAGCUCCAGAAGCGUGCUGUCAAGAGAACAGCACAUCUCAACUGCGUGAUUAAGGUGGGGGUGCUUGAUUUCUGGGCAGGAAAGAGCAGAAUCUGAAAACAGAGAACCCAGAAGCUCUGGUGAGCAUCAGAAAAUGCCCUGGAGUGGAGCAGAGGGAUGUACAGCUGCGCUCAAGGGACCACCAGAAGGCAGAACAAUUAACCCCCUGUAGAUGUGCUGAACACCCAAGGAUGCUCCCAAGCCAAAGCAUGACCCCAUGGCUGUUGAAGGAAGCAGAUGCUGUGGGAGGAAGCUGUCCCAUCAAUAUUUGCCUGGCCCACAGGCUCUGAGGAGCCAAGAGGUGCUGGGGAAGGGCUCUGCAGAUACAAGCAUGGCUCUGGGCUCACUCUGCAGCACAUGGGGCAGCCCCACAAGUGAGGAAUGUUGGUGGCUGCAGGAGAGCUGGAUCGCAAGGAAGAGCUUGUAGCACUGUGGGCCAAGUCCAGAGAGUCAACAAACACCAUGUCAUUGGGCUGAAGUUCUUGGCUCAGAAACAAUGACUUCCUUCCUACGACAUCCAAAGAGGCAGAAAGAAGAGAAGGAGCAGCCCUUACCCCACUGCUGCCCUCUCAUCCACAUGCAGGAUGGAGGAGGAACCCUCCCUGUUCCAUCCCCAUGGAGUAUUCCGUGGACAGACCUUAAAACUAAAAUCCCAAAGGUUCUCUUCAUCCUCCAGGGAGAGGGGAAAUACAACUCUAUGAGUCUGGAGAGAGGAGAUGCUUUGCUCCAGUGAUGAUACAAAUGGGAAAAAUGAUGAGGGCGCUGAGGGAGAAGGAAACCAAAAGGAAAACAACAGGGAGAAAGGGGCCAACAAAGGAGAAGGGUGUGAGCAAAAACUAGGGCAGCCCAGCACCAUUAAGACCUGAGGCGACCGAGUGACUCAGGCAAGCUAGUUUGGCGUGUAGAGCCAGCACAGCUCCUGCAGCAUGCACCACAUCUUUAUGCUAUGUUAAACAAAACUACUGGGAAAGAGGUGGGAAAACAAAACAGUGGUGUAGAUAAGGCACUCCUGGCCCCUGCAGGUUGGACAUUACAGGGCAAGCAAAGAACUGUUGGUUUCAAGGAGACUAGCCCCAUCACUACAGGAUCCAUCUCCCCUGCAGGGCCACACAGCAGGACGAAGUUCCAGCCUGGAUGAAUAUGCUAUAGGCAGCUACUGCCAAGAUCAUCCCCUCACUGAGGAUGCUAGAAAAAAGCUAUAAAAGGCCUUCUUACAGGAUCACAUUGUCCUGUUGCUUGUUUUCAAUCACAGAGGUGAUCCCUGCCUAAUCCCUCCGUAAUGCUGCCAGGCUGUUGUUCCAAUGGGGGUCAGGGUAGACUAAGGGACAGGAAGGCAUCCCUGAGCACCGCCUGCCAACUCCACUUCCAAGACAUACCUUGGGGGAAGACAUCUAACCUCAGAUUACCAGCAUCCAUCCACACUUCUCUUACCGGAGCUGAGCAAAAAAUGGGAGCUACUAUGGAAGGGCAGAGAAAAGUGGCAUGGUGUGGCAUAUCCAAAAAGCCUGAAGCCUGAUGUUUGCCUCCACCAAGAUGAGAAUAGUCUUUACUUGCCCAAAGUCAGCCCUCAUAGCAAGUUGAGAGAAGCCUUCCUGUCAUAGCAUCAAGAGGGAUGGGUCAAGGUAGGCACCAGGGACACCUGGAGCUGAAUGAAGGACCACGUCAACUGGAGUAGGAAAUGGAAGAUAUACCAUCCCAAGGAAUUGUAGAAACACCAAGGUUGGACAAGACCCCUAAGAUCAUCCAGUCCAACCAUCCACCUACCACUGAUGUUUCCCCACUAACUUCUGUCCCUUAGUACAACAUCUAAACGUUUCUUGAACACCUCCAGGGACAGCAACCCAACCACCUCCCUGAGCAGCUUGUUCCAGCACCUAACCACUCCUUUGGAGAAAAAUUUUUCCCUAAUAUCCAACCUGAACUUCCCCUGGCACAACCUGCAGCCCUACCAGAGCAGGGGAGAACAAACUGAAUAUCACCGUAGUCU